This is a messenger RNA of Entrophospora sp. SA101, 135 nucleotides long. The record is from the annotation of a GenBank genome assembly. Lineage: Eukaryota; Fungi; Glomeromycota; Glomeromycetes; Entrophosporales; Entrophosporaceae.
AUGCUGUAUAAUUCUUCUGCUUUCCCAAUACUUAAAAUUGCUGAUUCUUUAGGAGCAGGCGACACAUUUAAUGCUGGAGUAAUCUAUGGAUUAACUCAAGGAUUAUCACCUGAUGUUUGUUUAAAAUUUGCGUAG